Messenger RNA from Symbiodinium pilosum, 756 nucleotides. The record is from the annotation of a GenBank genome assembly. Lineage: Eukaryota; Dinophyceae; Suessiales; Symbiodiniaceae.
AUGAAUGAGACUUCUGACAGCAAGUCAGCGCAGCAUUUUCAUUGCAGCCAAGGUGGUGAGUUGUUGAGGCAUGUGCAGACAUCCACACCAGAUCUUGGCCAGAUUGUGCUGGCCGCCGAAUCUCAGGAUCUGGCUCCGCUGGAAAAGUAUGGGGCCGACCCUUUCUUCUGGACCUACAUCAUCGUGUCUGUCUUGAUCAUUCUGGUGUCGUUGUACUUGAUCACCAAGCCAUACUGGGAGCAGCGCUGGCUGAUUGAGAAGAUCAACGCGCAAAAGCUGAAGUUCAUCACACAAGAGGAGGAGGUUACUCCCAUCGACCAGUUCGAGCUUGGGCGCAUGUACAAUGCUCUGAAGGACUUCCCUAGUGCCCUGGCAGAGUUUGAAGAAGUCGAAGAAGAUUUCGAUGAGGUGCGAGACAGCCUGGACCCUGAGGAUGCCAUGGGAGCUCUAGCUGCGCGCGCCCAGCUGCACAACAGCAAAGGCUUUGCGCUGAUGAAGUUGGAGCCCCCACGGACCGCUCAAGCCAGGCGAGAGUUUGUGCGAGCAGUUACGUAUUGGCCGGAAUAUCCAGAGGCAUUGAUCAACAUUGGCAGAGAGCUGAUGAAGCGGAAGCGUUUUGACGUUGCCGUCCGCACGUUGAACACUGCUCUGAAGUGGCAGCCCGGGAAUGAGCAAUUCUCGGAAGUUGCGGAACAGGCACGGAAAGCCAUGGAUGGGGAGCUGUCCAAGGCUGAGCUCGAGCAGAUUGUUGCGUAG